Molecule: messenger RNA, 366 nt
Organism: Candidozyma auris
Lineage: Eukaryota; Fungi; Ascomycota; Pichiomycetes; Serinales; Metschnikowiaceae
Exons: 1
Coding region: 1-366 (121 amino acids)
Biological process (GO): response to oxidative stress
Source: RefSeq, a predicted model, not a curated record
AUGACCCUUGCUACUGAAUUUGCAGAGACGACCCGUCGUUCUCUAACACAUGCGGACAUGAAAAAGAGAGUCAUUCACUUGUACAGAAGAUACAUCAGAAACUCCAAGGAGUUUUGCAACUUGUACGAGUUGGAUAUGCCUGUCUCCAACGUCAAGACGAAGAUCAGACAAGAAUUCGAAAGACAGAGGUUUGUCAACGACUUGGACGUAACCAACAUUCUUUAUGCCAAGGGGCAAAUGGAGUUUCAAGAAUUGAUCAACUUUUGGAAACAGCAAUGCCAUGUCAUGAGAUACUUUGAAGAUCAGGAGAGCUACAACAAUGUCGACAAGAAUGAUUUCGUCAAAAAUUUCUUGAGAGGCAAUUGA